Molecule: messenger RNA, 636 nt
Organism: Triticum aestivum (bread wheat)
Lineage: Eukaryota; Viridiplantae; Streptophyta; Magnoliopsida; Poales; Poaceae
Exons: 1
Coding region: 24-347 (107 amino acids)
Source: RefSeq, a predicted model, not a curated record
AUCGGGUGUUCCACUUUGCUCCCAUGGCGUCCGUGAAGCUCGCCGUGGCGGCGCUGGCCGUCGUCCUCGCGUGGGCCGCGCUCGCCGCGACGCCGGCGGCGGCGUACCGGUUCGAGCCCGAGCCCUGCAAGACGCAGGCCAUGUACUUCAAGAACUGCCUCCCCCUCGUCGACGUGCCCGAGAAGUGCUGCAGCGUGGUGGCGGACAAGGCGUGCUUCUGCGAGGUGGAGCGGGAGGUGGAGAUCCAGUGCGCGCCCGGCCACCACUGCAGCCGCGCCGACAAGAAGGUCAAGAUCGCCGAGAUGAACCUCCCCUGCCUCAGGAACCUCACUUGCAAGCACGCGUGAUGGGAUGGGCCGGCACCGCGCGCCUCGCCUGCGUCAUCGAUCGCCUACCUUAGCUGCUUCCUGCUACUACUACUACAAGUAUCGCAUGUCUCGUUUGUGCACCGAUCGAUUUCCACUCGAGUGUGCCUCUUUGGUUUGCUCCGACUGUGCGUGUGUGCUGGUUGUGUGUGAUAUGAUGUUUCUGUCGAUGAUUACUUGUUUCUCCAAAUCGAUCGGCAUCAUCAUACGUUUCUAUCAUGUAUGUACUCCUACUUGUUUGUCUGCUAUGACAACACUAAUUCCUAAGCAA